Euleptes europaea (tarantolino) is the source of this 2837-nucleotide messenger RNA. It is a transcript of the gene GANAB, whose product is annotated as glucosidase II alpha subunit. Gene Ontology annotation, molecular function: glucan 1,3-alpha-glucosidase activity; carbohydrate binding. Gene Ontology annotation, biological process: carbohydrate metabolic process; N-glycan processing. The transcript has 23 exons. Bases 3 to 2822 code for a protein of 939 amino acids. Lineage: Eukaryota; Metazoa; Chordata; Lepidosauria; Squamata; Sphaerodactylidae. The record is from RefSeq and is a predicted model, not a curated record. Gene Ontology annotation, cellular component: glucosidase II complex.
UGAUGGUGGCUGUUGCUUGCUUAGCGCUUUUGUUGGGGGUGGCUUGCGCCGUGGACAGAAGCAACUUCAAGACCUGUGACCAGAGCUCCUUUUGCAAGCGCCAGAGAAAUGUGAAGGCCGGACACUCGCCUUACAGGGCCUUGCUGGGUUCGUUGCAGCUCAGCCAGGAUUCCAUGAAGAUACAGCUUGUCAAUGAAGCCAACAAGGUGCCUCUCCUGCUUGAAAUCUAUGGCUUGAAAGGGAACAUGACCCGUAUCCGGAUCAACGAGUUGAACCCCCUCAAACCCCGCUACGAGGUACCGGAUGUGUUAGUUGGGGACCCACCCACUACCAGGUUAUCGGUCAUGGGCCGGGACGACAACAGCGUGGAGCUGUCCCUGGGUGAAGGGAGCCACAAGCUCAUCCUGACGGCCAAACCGUUCCGCAUGGACCUGCUGGAGGGGCGGGAGCUGGUGCUGAGCGUCAACUCCCGGGGGCUGCUGGUCUUUGAGCACCUGCGCCUAAAGAAGGAAUCAGAGGUGACGAAGGAGCCAGCGUCCGAAGGGGAAGGGGUCGCUGAGGCCUCGGAAUCCUCUUUGCCAACGGAGCAGGAAUCCGCCGAGAGUGAGAAGUCUGAGGAGGCUUUCAAAGAGGCAGAUGAGGCUGAGGAGGAACCGGGAUCAUGGGAAGAAACAUUCAAGACCCACACAGAUAGCAAGGUUCAUGGACCAACAUCAGUGGGGCUAGACUUCUCACUCCCAGGUGUGGAGAAUGUGUACGGCAUCCCGGAACAUGCAGAAAACCUCCGGCUACCGACGACUGAGGGAGGAGACCCCUACCGCCUCUACAACUUGGACGUCUUCCAGUAUGAGCUCUUUAAUCCCAUGGCCCUCUACGGCUCGGUUCCUGUCCUCCUGGCCCACAAUGCCCAGCGCACCCUGGGGAUCUUUUGGCUGAAUGCUGCGGAGACCUGGGUGGACGUCACCUCCAACACAGCUGGCAAGACGCUGUUUGGAAAGAUGCUGGACUACAUGCAAGGCGGAGGCGAGACCCCUCAGACGGACGUCCGCUGGAUGUCGGAGAGCGGAAUCAUUGACGCAUUCCUCUUGCUGGGGCCAUCCCCCAAGGAUAUUUUCAGGCAGUAUGCGUCCCUCACAGGCACCCAGGCCCUCCCUCCGCUCUUUGCCCUGGCUUAUCACCAAAGCCGCUGGAACUACAACGAUGAAGAUGAUGUGAACGCCGUGGACAGCGGCUUCGACGAGCACGACAUCCCCUACGAUGUCAUCUGGCUGGACAUUGAGCAUGCUGACGGGAAGCGCUACUUCACGUGGGAUCCAAACAAGUUCCCCCAUCCCCGGGAAAUGCUUCAGCGGCUGGCAGCCAAGAGGCGCAAGAUGGUGAGCAUCGUGGACCCUCACAUCAAAGUGGACAGUGGCUACCGCGUCCACAAUGAGAUCCGCUCUCGCGACUUUUACGUCAAAACCAAGGACGGGAGCGACUACGAAGGCUGGUGCUGGCCAGGCUCUGCAGGGUACCCUGACUUCACCAACCCCGAGAUGCGGGCCUGGUGGUCCAGCAUGUUUGCCUACGACCAGUAUGAGGGCUCCAUGGAGAACCUCUACACCUGGAACGAUAUGAACGAGCCCUCCGUUUUCAACGGCCCGGAGGUGACCAUGCACAAGGAUGCGGUACACAAAGGGGGCUGGGAGCACCGCGAUGUCCACAACCUGUACGGAUUCUACGUGCAAAUGGCAACGGCGCUCGGGCAGGUGCAGCGGUCAGGCGGUGUGGAGCGGCCUUUCGUGUUGACUCGCGCUUUCUUUGCCGGCUCACAGCGUUUCGGAGCCGCUUGGACAGGGGACAACGCAGCUGAGUGGGAUCAUUUGAGGAUCUCCAUUCCCAUGUGUCUAAGCAUGAGUCUUGUGGGCAUCUCUUUCUGUGGAGCCGACGUGGGUGGCUUCUUCAAAAACCCAGAGCCAGAGCUGCUGGUGCGCUGGUACCAAGUGGGAGCUUAUCAGCCCUUCUUCCGGGCGCAUGCCCAUGUGGACACCGUCCGCCGGGAGCCCUGGCUGUUCGGCGAGGAGAACAAAGCACUGAUCCGGGACGCCAUCCGUGAGCGCUAUGCCCUGCUGCCCUUCUGGUACACUGUCUUCUACCACAGUUAUCGUACGGGCCAGCCUGUCAUGAGACCCCUCUGGGUGGAAUAUCCCCAGGACUCUACCGCAUUCAGCAUUGACGACCAGUAUCUUCUUGGUGACUCGUUGUUGGUUCACCCAGUAACGGCCCAAGGGGCCCGGGGCGUGCAGGUCUACUUGCCUGGCAAAGGAGAGGUCUGGUACGAUGUCCGCACUCACCAGAAGCUCCAUGCUCCUCAAACCCUCUAUUUAACCGUCACCAUGAGCAGUAUCCCCGUGUACCAACGUGGCGGCAGCAUUGUGGCCCGGAAGGAGCGAGUUCGGCGCUCUUCGGAUUGCAUGCAGAACGACCCUUACACCCUCUACGUGGCCCUGGGCCCCCAGGGCACCGCGAAAGGGGAGCUCUUCGUCGACGACGGGCACACGUAUAAUUUUGAGACGAAGGGGCAGUACCUGCAUCGCCGCUUCAGUUUCUCUGGCAACACCUUAACGGCCAGCUCCACAGACCCUAAGGGCAACUAUGAAACUCCGGCCUGGAUCGAAAGGGUAGUGAUCCUGGGAGCUGGGAAGCCAGCGGCUGUGUUCCUCAAACAAGCCGGUAUAGCUGAGACCCGCCUGGACUUCACGCAUGAGGCCGAAACGUCCGUCUUAACCCUCCGCAAGCCUACAGUCAACAUUGGGGCAGACUGGACCAUUUCUUUGCGAUAAUGCUACGAGGCGGGG